Messenger RNA from Protopolystoma xenopodis, 651 nucleotides. The record is from the annotation of a GenBank genome assembly. NCBI's taxonomy places the organism in Eukaryota, Metazoa, Platyhelminthes, Monogenea, Polystomatidea, Polystomatidae.
AUGCUCGGCAAACGGACACGCAGGCAGGACGGCGACAGUGAAGUGCCAGCCGAAGAGGCCUGUCAGAUCAGUCAAACAGGGGCUUGGUUUUCAGCUUUCGUAGUGAUACCCCUCGGCUAUGGCCGGGCGAGCUCAUGCAAUGACUGCCCAUCCCACCUCCAGUCGGUUGCUUUCUCCCUCGGCCUAGGCACACGAACACACGCUCUUGACACAACGAGCCGAGACAAAGGUCGUCCGGCCGAGGAGUACUUGUGCUACAGUGGGAGACACGAGGGCGCUGGGGCGCGAACGGGUGGGUGGGUGUGUGCUCGAGACCAUUUGCAGUUUCCCUCCAGCCUAGCAACCGGUUGCGAUAGCACGAUCGAGCUACCUAUUCACGUGGCGUCAUGGGCCAAAGUUUGCAUACAUGUCCAUUUUGGUCGUGUGACAGCUAACUUUACUGACCGUCACCAACAGUCAACGGUCCCCGCGGAGCGACUUCGACUGACCAGCCGGGACUCGAAUGCAGACAUGUUAAUGCCAACACAUCCCGCCAGCCAAGCCCAGUCACGAGAUGAAGGUGUCAGUGAAACUGAUCCCACCAGAAGAGAAAGCCUAAUUCCCAUACAGAUUGAUGCAGUAGACGAAACAUCCUCUUUGGGCUUCUGGUGA